ACAGUUCAGGACAACAAGGCAGUGCACAUGUGUUUAGACUGUUGUAGGCAUAUAACGCUUUUUUUAUACACCUAAAGUCCUAUACUUCUUUUCUAUUUUGUAGUGUAGAAUAUUUCAGACGUCGUUAUGGGAAAGAAGAAAGCGGGAGGAGGAGCUGGACUGGGUAGAGCACUGAUGAAGGAGAGGCUCCAGGCGGGCCGGGGGAACAAGAGGGGAGAUUCGUGGCUCCACACCAGUGAACUGAAUGAUGGCUAUGACUGGGGCCGUUUGAACCUGCAGUCAGUGACAGAGCAGAGCUCCAUGGAUGACUUUCUAGCCACAGCUGAACUGGCAGGAACAGAGUUUGUUGCAGAGAAACUCAACAUAAAGUUUGUUCCAGCCGAAGCCAGAGCAGGGCUGCUUACAGCUGAGGAGAAAAGCAGGUUAAAGAAGCUGCAUGAAGAAAACAAGCAUUUCCUCAGAAUUCCUCGGCGUCCUCACUGGGAUGAAAGUACCACUCCAGAUGUACUUCAGCAGGCAGAGAAAGACAGCUUCUUGCAGUGGAGACGAGAACUUGCUCAAUUGGAGGAGGAACAGAAGUUAAUUCUAACACCGUUUGAGAGGAACCUCGAAUUCUGGAGACAGCUGUGGAGAGUUAUCGAGAGAAGUGACAUCGUCGUUCAGAUCGUGGAUGCCAGGAAUCCUCUGCUGUUCAGAUGUGCCGACCUGGAGGCAUAUGUAAAAGAGGUGUCGCCAGAAAAGGUAAACAUGCUGCUGGUGAACAAGGCAGACCUUUUGACCCGGGAGCAGCGGAAGGCCUGGGCAAAGUAUUUUGAGAAGGAGGGACUCAGGGCUGUUUUCUGGUCUGCCUUGGCUGAAAGUAACAGGCUGGAUGCAGAGGAAAAGGGCAUGGAAGUUGAUGAUCCAGAAAGUGUAGAGAGUGAUUCAGAGGGAGGUGAUUCUCCACACAGUGCAGACAUGAACAAAAAGGAAGAGCAAGAAGAAGAGCUGGAUGACAACGUAACCCUUGAUGAAGAGGACUGGCAGACCUGCUCAGAGGACGAGGAGGAAGCUGAAGGAGGAUUUUCUGGAGAUUCCUUCCACAACUCCAGCCGACUGCAACACAAAGAUGAGCUCUUGGAAAUAUUUAAAGCGGCACACAAAGGUUCCAAGUGUAAAGAAGGACAGCUGACAGUAGGACUGGUUGGGUACCCUAAUGUUGGAAAGAGCUCCACCAUCAACACUAUUUUGAGGAACAAAAAGGUGUCGGUUUCAGCCACACCAGGACACACUAAGCACUUUCAGACUCUUUAUGUGGAGCCAGGUCUUUGUCUGUGUGACUGCCCCGGCCUGGUGAUGCCCUCGUUUGUUUCUACCAAAGCUGAGAUGAUCUGCUCUGGGAUUCUGCCCAUUGACCAGAUGAGGGAUCAUGUACCUGCAGCGUCCCUGAUAUGUCAGACAAUCCCUCGACAUGUGUUAGAAUGUACCUAUGGCAUCAACAUCAUUAGACCACGAGAAGACGAAGACCCCGAAAGGCCCCCCACCUCUGAGGAGCUACUGACCGCAUAUGGAUAUAUGAGAGGUUUUAUGACCGCCCACGGCCAGCCGGAUCAGCCCAGGUCAGCUCGGUACAUCCUCAAGGAUUAUGUCAAUGGCAAGCUUCUGUACUGCCAUCCUCCUCCACACAUUAAUCCUGAAGACUUUCAGCCUCGGCAUGGCAAAUUCCAGAAAAGAGACUCUGAAAAUGGGGACAUCUCCGCAGUAACAAACAGACCACAGAAAAUCAAGAGGAUUGAAAAUGUUGUUGAUAAAAACUUCUUCCAUCAGGAUAAUGUCCGGGCACUCACAAAAGGAGUCAAAACCAUCAUGGGCUACAAACCUGGAAGUGGACCAGUUGGACCAGUCAGCUCCCAAUCAGAGGCAACGGGAGAAAAGCCCUGGAAAAAACACAGCAACAGAAACAAGAAGGAGAAACUCCGGCGGGUUACAAAGCAUCUGGACGCAUGAUGAUUGUCUGGACUUUGCUUUUAACCAUCUGAUUUCAAAUGGAAUAAAGUAAAAUAUAAAUAAUCUCUUAAGGUCUCUGAUGUAGGUGCAUAAAUGCCUCUCAUCUGUGAAUAUGGAUGAGGUCUUGAUCUGAGCUGCUUAAUAUUAUAUUCAGAUAGAAAUGGUUGAAAUCAUUUAUGACCUGGACUGUGUUGUUGAUUGGAGUUGAAGCACCAAAUAUUUAGAAUAUUUUCAUGACGCUUGCAUAUAUCCUUUUUUUUUUUUUACAUAAUUAGGAAAGGUUCCCUUUGACCUGCAGUGUCUUCUCACGACACGACUGAAGUGCACGUCCAGUGUAACACUGUUGUCAGUGACUUCCAUAACUAUGGUGCAAAAACAGGCAGUGACUGCUAAAGAAAAAUGUGUCUGUCAAUAUUUUGCAGCAGACUGCAACAUCAGCCCACCUUUGGAGUGAAGGCUCGAUGAGAAAACCAUUUUAGCUCAAUUCACUGCUUUUUUUUAAAAGAUUUAUUGGAAUCUGAUUACGUAAGGUAUAUAUUUUUCAGUGCUGAAAUUAAAACAGAUGUGACAACA
Messenger RNA from Cyprinodon tularosa, 2559 nucleotides. It is a transcript of the gene lsg1, whose product is annotated as large 60S subunit nuclear export GTPase 1. Gene Ontology annotation, molecular function: GTPase activity; GTP binding. Bases 127 to 1986 code for a protein of 619 amino acids. Lineage: Eukaryota; Metazoa; Chordata; Actinopteri; Cyprinodontiformes; Cyprinodontidae. Gene Ontology annotation, biological process: ribosomal subunit export from nucleus. Gene Ontology annotation, cellular component: cytosol. The transcript has 14 exons. The record is from RefSeq and is a predicted model, not a curated record.